CCUGUGCGUGCUGUGCCGCCGGGCAGAGGCGGACCCGGGGCUCUGCGGGCGCAACUUCAGCCGAGGAGGGCUCGGCGUCCACGAGUUCUGCCUGAUCUUUGCCACCCAGCUCUCGCGGCUGCCCGCAGAGGAUCCUCAGCUCUUCCGGUACCGCUGCCGGGACAUCCUGCAGGCGGUCGAGCGGGCGGCGCAGAAGACCUGCUGCGUCUGUAAGAAGACCGGGCCCACCAUCACCUGCGGAGAGACGGGCUGUGAACGCAGCUUCCACCUCCCCUGUGCCACGGAGGGGGGCUGCGUCACGCAGUACUUCUCUCCGUACAGGUGCUUCUGUGCGGAGCGCCGCCCGGAGCAGGCACUGGGGCUGGAGCCUGAGAAGAACACCAGGUGCCUCAUUUGCCUGGAGCGGCUGGAGGAGCCAAAGCCUUACCUGAUCCCGGUGUGCCCCGUGUGCAAGCACGCCUGCUUCCACCGGGGCUGUAUCCAGGGCCUGGCACUGCAAGAUGGCAUCACCCAGCUGCAGUGCCCGCUCUGCCGGGAUAAGGACGGGUUCGGAAGCGAGAUGCUGAGAAUCGGGGUCCGCGUCCCCUUCCAGCUGCCAUCAUGGGACGCUGAGGCACACGCUGAGCUGAGCGCCAGGCACGGGCGCUGUGACGCCAGCGAGUGCCUCUGCCCCGCAGGCCGGGAGUGGGCUGAGCAAGAGGGCCACGAACCCGUUUGCUUCCCCACGCGCCCCUGGGGCCUGGUGCUGUGCAGCUCUGGCGCUGCCGGGGGCACCCACCGGGGCUGCUCCCGCCUGGGGAACAGCACGCAGGGCUGGGAGUGCCCCGGCU
Messenger RNA from Merops nubicus (carmine bee-eater), 830 nucleotides. Its product is annotated as PHD finger protein 7-like. The annotation marks the transcript as partial. Lineage: Eukaryota; Metazoa; Chordata; Aves; Coraciiformes; Meropidae. Gene Ontology annotation, cellular component: nucleus. The record is from RefSeq and is a predicted model, not a curated record. The transcript is spliced from 7 exons.